This is a messenger RNA of Alnus glutinosa, 865 nucleotides long. Its product is annotated as small ribosomal subunit protein eS17x-like. The transcript has 2 exons. Gene Ontology annotation, molecular function: structural constituent of ribosome. NCBI's taxonomy places the organism in Eukaryota, Viridiplantae, Streptophyta, Magnoliopsida, Fagales, Betulaceae. The coding region runs from base 178 to 612 and encodes 144 amino acids. The record is from RefSeq and is a predicted model, not a curated record. Gene Ontology annotation, cellular component: ribosome. Gene Ontology annotation, biological process: translation.
CCAUUCAUCAGAUAUGGCUGCAAGCAUAGCAACCCACGUAGUUAUAGACUCCCAUCGAUACCUGAACACCCUUCUCAAACCCAGAUGUGCAACACAUAAACUCAGUAAACCCUAAUUUUUUCAGCUCUCUCCGAGUCUCCUCAGUUUCUUCGUCUCUGGAACUACUAAUUCCCUGAAAUGGGUCGUGUACGUACCAAGACUGUGAAGAAGUCCUCACGCCAGGUGAUUGAGAGGUACUACUCUCGGAUGACCUUGGACUUCCACACCAACAAGAAGAUCUUGGAGGAGGUUGCCAUCAUCCCCUCGAAGCGGCUGCGUAACAAGAUUGCUGGAUUCUCUACCCAUCUGAUGAAGCGGAUUCAGAAGGGACCAGUGCGGGGCAUCUCAUUAAAGCUGCAAGAAGAAGAGCGUGAGCGUCGUAUGGACUUUGUGCCAGAUGAGUCAGCUAUUAAGAUUGAUGAGAUUAAGGUUGAUAAGGAAACCAUUGACAUGCUUGCUGCCCUUGGCAUGUCUGACAUUCCUGGGAUUGUUGAAGCUGAGCUACAGCCCGUGGUUUCUGCCCAGACAUUUGGUCGUGGUCCAGGUGGGGCUGGUGGAAAUAGGAGGUACUGAGUUAAUUUAGUUUUUUUGGGGUUUUAAGAACUAAUAUUGUAGCUGUAUUGAGGCACUGGAUUCUUUUUUGUUUUAAUUUUAUUGUUUCGUACUAUCAACAAGGUAAACUCGUCUUGUUACUUUUGGUUAAAUGGGUGUUUAGAUGUUUUUGAUUUGGAAGACGGUUCCCCUGGAUUAUUUGCUGGAGAGAUUCUGAGGGCUUUUUUGUUACGAUUCAUGGUUAUAUAUGAAUGUGAUUGGCUUUUGCUAUUAA